This is a messenger RNA of Rhodofomes roseus, 1266 nucleotides long. RefSeq names its product Frag1/DRAM/Sfk1 family-domain-containing protein. The transcript is spliced from 3 exons. The coding region runs from base 177 to 1106 and encodes 309 amino acids. The record is from RefSeq and is a predicted model, not a curated record. NCBI's taxonomy places the organism in Eukaryota, Fungi, Basidiomycota, Agaricomycetes, Polyporales, Fomitopsidaceae. Gene Ontology annotation, cellular component: plasma membrane.
CGCGCCAAGAGCCGGCAUUGUGGCGCAGCGAAGUGACGUCAGGCCGUUGCAGAACCCGCUGCGGCUCCCUGGCCAGGCUCACUCAAAACCACCUGCUGCUGCGAUGGAGCGACCUGCUGUCUCUGCCCCGCUAGUCCCUCCUUUGCACCACCCCCUCCCACCACGAGCUGCGAGCGAUGUUCCUUGCCUACGAGCACUACUACUGGGUAUAUGCGUGGAUACCCGUCUUCGGCGCGUUCAUCUGGUUUGGAACGCUAUGGGCGAUGUUGAUUACCUGGCUGGCCACGGGGAAGCCGCAAUACGUUACACAGCAAGGAAGCAUCGCGUACAUUUCUGAUGUCGGCGCGAGUUACCUCAAGCCGUUGUUCAUCGUGUGCUGCUGCAUAACAGGCGUGACGUUCUUCCUCACACUGGUGGUUGAGAGGUGGCUGCGGCAUUCUGGAAGGCUGCACCCGAACAUGCGCCGCCGCGAGCGAGUGUUCUCAACGCUGGCCGUCCUUGGCUCGUUCAUCGGUGGCGCGGGGCUCAUCCUCCUCUCCAUCUUCGACACCGGGCGACACCAGAGCCUGCACCGCGUCUUCCUGCUCGUCUUCAUCAUCGGAGUCGGGCUCUCCGCGAUCUUCACCAUCGUCGAGUACCGCUGGAUAAACAAGGAUUACGACGGCCAGCGCAAGCUCCGCAUCGCGUACAUCGCCAAGGGCAUCAUCGCGUCCUUGCUCAUCAUCCUCGCGGUCGUGUUCGCCAUCACGCUCUACACGACCGCGGACGUCGGCGCGGUGAUCGAAUGGGUCAUCGCGUUUGGGUACACGUUCUACCUGCUGACGUUCUAUUACGACCUGCGGAUGUCCCGCGGCAUGCGCAAGGGCGCGUACUUCGACCGCGAGCUGCUUGGCCGGCGCAGCGUCGAGAGCGGAGGGACGGCGGGCACGAUGCGCCAGGUCGGUGGACCAGCGUACGGGAAUGGCAGCGUGGCUGGAAACGGAUAUGCCAAUGGGUACGGAGACGGAAACGGAAACGGAAAUGCCCACUAUGGCGGUCAAGGACCGUACGGUGCACAGAACGCGAGAGGCGCGAACGUAGAGCCUGUGCGCAACACUGGAUAUUGAUAGGGGCAUAGUAACCUCGCAAAGUACUGUCAUGAUGUUCACGAUGCUGAUACAUGUACGAUGAGUUGCCGUGGCAGUGGACUUCGAUACCUUGAAAACGAAUACUGUACUGCUCCGGAAUAAUCAACGCAUUGAAUAGAACAUUUAACUUUGUCUUUAG